AUGACUAGAUCACUUGUUACCGGCGGCACAGGCUUCAUCGGUCUAUAUGUCGUCAAGCUACUCCUUGAGCGUGGCCACUAUGUCAACACUACAGUGCGCAGCCUAAAAAAUGCUGGCAAAUGCAAGCCACUGCUGGACCUGCAGGCACAAUACCCAGGUCAUUUGUCCCUGUUUGAAGCUGAUCUUAUGGAGAAUGGAUCUUUCCGUCAGGCGAUGGAGGACUGCGAAGUAGUCUACCACAUUGCUUCGCCAUUCCUGGUACCGCAACAAAUCAAAGACGGGCUGAAAGAUUGCGUUGAGCCGGCGCUGCAAGGCACUCAGUCUGUUCUUCAGUCCGCCAACGAAGUUGAGAGUGUCAAGCGUGUUGUUUUGACAUCUUCAGUUGCCGCAAUGUACGGCGAUAAUGCCGAUGUCCUUAAGGUCAAGGACCAAACCCUCACAGAGUCUUGCUGGAACGAGACCAGCAGCUUAGGCUACGCUCCGUACUCCUAUUCCAAGACGGUCGCCGAGCGGGAGGCGUGGAAGAUUCAGAAGCUCCAAGGCCGGUGGUCACUCGUGGUCGUCAACCCUGGUAUGGUCCUUGGCCCCUCUCUGACUCCCGAGUCCGUCUCCGGAAGCCAUUUCAUGCUCGAGUCGAUGUAUCGCGGUGAGAACCGAAUGGGAUGCCCCGACCUAUCGUGGCCCUUGGUCGACGUCAGGGAUGUAGCAGAGGCGCACGUCAAGGUCGGCGAGGACGUGUCGGCGAGCGGGCGAGGAAGCGGUCCAGUCGCACUAUGA
Molecule: messenger RNA, 777 nt
Organism: Colletotrichum spaethianum
Lineage: Eukaryota; Fungi; Ascomycota; Sordariomycetes; Glomerellales; Glomerellaceae
Product: tetratricopeptide repeat protein 1
Exons: 3
Coding region: 1-777 (258 amino acids)
Molecular function (GO): oxidoreductase activity, acting on the CH-OH group of donors, NAD or NADP as acceptor
Source: RefSeq, a predicted model, not a curated record